UGUCAUUGCUGUGGAAGUUUGUUGCCUUUUAACCAAGAUGUCCACAGUAUUUACCAAACACCAGCAUUGGGUGGCCCAGUGAGAUGUGAACUAACCACAGGGUGGGGGAAAGAAAGAAAGCCUGCUACUGAGUGCUGUGACUUAGGUCACACAUGAUGUAGAUCAGAAAUUAGAGAAGUCAGAAGCUUGGUUGUGAAAUGAGCAUUCUGUUAAAUCUCCGCUUGCAGUAGGAACAAAGCCACCCUCUGCUGCCAUCUAAGCCUACACCAUGUUUCCCCUGGAACGAAUUCUGUUGGUGGUGUUUACAGUGUCUUCCCCUACAUGCUUGUUGACAUCAGUUGCUGGGACUACAAUACAGGGAAAAGUGGGCCAGAACAUCACUUUACCCUGUCAUUAUUCUACUGUGGAAAAUGGGAUCAGAACCAUAUGCUGGGGGCGAGGAAGUUGCCCUCUAUCUUGGUGUUCCAGUCAAAUUUUCCAGACCAACAAACGGAAAUCAAUAUAUAAGAAGGAUAGCAAGUAUUAUCUACUGGGAGAUGUUCAUCAAGGAGAUGUGUCUCUGACAAUUGUGAACGUAACAGAAGAAGAUUCGGGAACAUACUGUUGUCGUGUGGACAUAAGUGGCUUGUUCAACGAUCUGAAACAUAACAUUGAAGUUGUGAUUGAGAAAGGGAACUGGAGUCCAACUUCAGCUAGAGUACCAGCUACUAUACACUUCACUGAAACUUACUUUGCUUUGGAACCAAGAUGGAUGUCCAGCACACAAUCCCCACAGGAUAAUAUUUCUGUACAUUUUACCACACUAAAAAGAGAGAAAAGAAAAGAAGAACCUUCAAGGACAGUCCUAUAUAUUGGCACUGGAACAUGUGCAGUAGUAUUAUUGCUCAUUGUGGCAAUGCUGGCACUUAAGUGGUAUUUACACAAGAAGCAGAAGAUGAGUAAUUCUAUAAGUCAGGUGGCAAUCUCAAGCUCAGCCACUGGAGGAAUUCGACAUGUUAUGGAGACUGGUGUCCGUGCACCAGAAAAUAUUUAUGAGAUGGAUUAGAAUAAGAAUAAUAUGCACAGUUUGGAUUGUGUUGACAACUACACCAAGAGGUGUUAUUUGGAGCAGACUGGCUAUCAAAAAGAUAUCAGCAAAACAAUGAGUAUGUCCAGAUUCACUGGUGGCCAGACUUUUUGGGGAGAACUUCACAUGUUUUUCUACAGCGUGAGACACUGCAACUUUAUUACAGUACAUAUGCAUACCAUUGUGCUUUGAUGUGUGUUUCCCUCUAGUAUGUUGUGUAAGAGAAACAGACCGGAACUGGAAGCCUGACUCUAUGCCAUAGCCCAGCCUUUCCCACCCUGGUGUCCCCUAGAUGGGUUGACCUACAACUCCCAUCAGCCCAGACAGCAUGGCCAGUGGCUAGGGAUGAUGAAAUUUGCCAUGCAAAAUAUUUGGAGGGCAUCAAGUUGGAAUAGGAUGCCACAACCAGUUUCUCCUUCUGAAGAACCACACCACAGUCGCCUACUGUCUGUUUAAUUGGCCAUCCAUCACCUAAAGCAGGGGUCUGCAACCUUUAAGACAAAAAGAACCACUUGGACCCUUUUUCCGAAGAAAAACAAACUGGGAGCCGCAAAACCGGGAAGGUGACGUCGGGACAGUGCGUGACUAAUGCACGCACCACCCCCAUGCGACGUUAC
Messenger RNA from Podarcis muralis (Common wall lizard), 1683 nucleotides. The record is from RefSeq and is a predicted model, not a curated record. Lineage: Eukaryota; Metazoa; Chordata; Lepidosauria; Squamata; Lacertidae.